AUGUUAUCACACCACGAUGCUGAUGAUUUGGUUAUGAGUGAUGAGGAAUUUGAUGGAGAAGAUUUGGUACUCGAACCAACAAUUCAAAACAUUCUCGAUCAAAAGUCAUUGCAAUGGAUUUUUGUAGGAGGAAAAGGAGGUGUCGGAAAAACAACAAUUAGUAGUUCGAUUGCUAUGCACUUGGCAAAAGUUAGAAAGAAUGUCUUGUUGAUUAGUACAGAUCCUGCUCACAAUUUAUCUGAUGCUUUUGCUCAAAAGUUUAGCAAGGAUCCAACACUUGUUAAUGGAUUUGAUAAUUUAUAUUGUGUUGAAAUUGAUCCAAGUGAUUCUAAGAGUGCUCUUUCUGGAUUAUUUGGUGAGGAAGAUGAAAACUCUGAAGAAUCUGGUAUUUUCAAGAAUUUAAUGAAGAAUGUUUCUAGUAACAUGCCAGGUCUUGAUGAAGUUGAAAGUUUUGUACACAUUUUAAAGCAAGUUAGAAAUAGUAACUUUGAUGUAGUUGUUUUUGAUACUGCUCCAACUGGUCACACUCUCAGAUUGCUCUCUUUACCAAAUGUUUUGAAGAGUACUCUCGGAAAUAUUUUAGGAUCAAAUAUUGGUAAAAUGAUAACUCAAUUUGGUUCAGUUUUUGGAUCUAGUGGUGCUACUCCUCAAAUUGCUGAAGAACAAUUACACAAAUUCUAUGAUAGUGUUGAUCAAAUUACUCAACAAUUCCAAGAUUCAACCAAGACAACCUUUAUCUGUGUUUGCAUUCCAGAAUUUUUGUCUGUCUAUGAAACUGAAAGACUUGUCCAAGAAUUGACAAAUUCUAAUAUUGACUCACAUAAUAUUGUUGUCAACCAACUUGUACUCAAGGAUACUGUAAAGGAACCAUGUGAAAUGUGUCAAGCCAGAAAGGCCAUUCAAUCCAAAUAUUUGAAGCAAGUUUUCGAACUUUACGAAGAUUUCCACAUUAUUCAAAUGCCUCUUCUUGGAAAGGAAGUCAGAGGUGUUGAAGCUCUCAAUGAUUUUAAGGAAAUGCUCCUCAAUCCAACACCAUUAGCUUAUAAACGAGAAGAUCUUAAAUAA
This is a messenger RNA of Naegleria gruberi, 1065 nucleotides long. RefSeq lists its product as uncharacterized. Gene Ontology annotation, molecular function: ATP hydrolysis activity; ATP binding. The transcript has a single exon. The record is from RefSeq and is a predicted model, not a curated record. Gene Ontology annotation, biological process: post-translational protein targeting to endoplasmic reticulum membrane. The coding region runs from base 1 to 1065 and encodes 354 amino acids. Gene Ontology annotation, cellular component: GET complex. NCBI's taxonomy places the organism in Eukaryota, Heterolobosea, Eutetramitea, Acrasida, Naegleriidae.